Molecule: messenger RNA, 1335 nt
Organism: Ambispora leptoticha
Lineage: Eukaryota; Fungi; Glomeromycota; Glomeromycetes; Archaeosporales; Ambisporaceae
Source: the annotation of a GenBank genome assembly
AAACCCGGUUGUUGUAAUUAGCAAUGCGCAAAUUGCAGGCCCGCUUCUUAAUAGCACAUUGGUCGCGGAAAGCAAGUUUCAUCAUCGUACGGGUCCGAGACAGGGAAUAAAUGAGUUGGGUAUAUCGAGAAAAGGAUUGUAUUUGAAUGAAGACACGGAGAGUUGGACUAGGAAUAGAAAGUUUUUCGCGAAUGGUAUUUCGUCGGUCAAUGCCGCUAAAGAUUGUGUGACGUAUGCGAGAAAAGCAUUUAAAGAGAUGGAAAAAAGUUGGAUUGAAAUUGAGUCGCACAGUGAAGGACCUGCCAACGUGGAUUUAAUUGAAUGGAUAUUUCGAUGGACAACCGACAUAAUAUUUCAAGUGACAACGAGUGAAAACGUCAAUUCAAUCCAGACAUAUAAAAAGACAAUACUUGGAAAAAUCAAUAACAAUAAUGAGAAAUUAGGUAUCAAUUCAUCAUUUAAGAAAUUAACGAGGUCAUUAUCACUCGCUAGUACCGAUGACGGAUCUAGAAUGAUAAUCGAUACCGAGAUAUUUAUACGAAAUAUAAAAGAUUUCUUCCCAGCUGUAUGGACAUUUCUUGCGACCCCUAAAUGGACACGUGAUUAUGUGCCACCCGUUUCAGCAAUGGCAAGACGUUUUAAAGACAGUUUAGGAAUGGUGAAUAAAGAGCUGACAAAGAUCGUCAAGGAGAAACGUGAGGAGAUUAUAAUAGAUCGUAGUCGGGCUAAAGAAGUAAAGAUGGACUUUUUGACAAUGAUGAUUACUUCUGAAAAGGAUAAAGUGACACUUGGUGAUGAUGAAGUUAGAGAGAAUUUAUUGCAUGCUAUUGCAGGCGGAAUAAAUACUCUGGGAAAUACAUUAUGCUUUAUUAUCUAUACGCUCACCAAACACCCGAAAGUCAAGAAUCAAUUAAUGCAUGAAAUAAGUUCUGUAUGCAAAGACAAGAACGAUGGAAACGAUUCAACAAAUGCUUACGUUCUCAAUUACGAAGAUUUGGCAAAAUUAGAAUACACCGAAGCGGUUAUCAAAGAAGCUUUGAGAAUUUUACCGACAGUCCCAUUAAAUUUACGAAUUGCUGGUGAAGAUUGUCGUAUUGGUGAACAUCAAUUUAAGGCUGGCACACAAUUUAUACUAAACCAGCAAGGAAUACAUCUUAAUCCGAAACACUGGGAAAAUCCAACUGAAUUCGACCCAUCACGAUUUCUUCCACCAAAUUCUGCCAAACACAUACAGAAACACUCUUUAUUACACUUCGGUGAUGGAACAAGGAAAUGCCCCGGUAAACUACUGGCAAUGACAGAAAUGAAAUGUUUUUUGGCGUUGUUUUAUCUUAA